This is a messenger RNA of Dictyostelium discoideum AX4, 2667 nucleotides long. RefSeq lists its product as hypothetical. Lineage: Eukaryota; Evosea; Eumycetozoa; Dictyosteliales; Dictyosteliaceae. The coding region runs from base 1 to 2667 and encodes 888 amino acids. The transcript is spliced from 5 exons. The record is from RefSeq and is a predicted model, not a curated record.
AUGGCAGAUGAUUUAAUUGAUAAUCCUUUAAAAUUUAUGAGGAGAGAAGAAAUAAAGAAAGCGAAAAAAGAAGCAACAAAGAAAGCUGCAAUAAUGACAAGAGGACAAUCAACAAUUACCUCAUUCAUGUCAAGUGGUAAUUCACCACCAUCAACUAAUAAACAACGUCAGCCAAUAUCCAAUAUAAGUAGUAGUAGUAGUAGUAGUAGUAGUAGUAGUAGUAGUAGUAGUAGUAGUAGUAGUAGUAGUAGUAGUAAUAGUAGAUUUAGAAGUAAUGGAUCAUUAAGAUCACCACCUUCCUCACCACCUAAUGAUUGGAAAUCAAAACCUGAACAUCCAGCAAAGAGAACCAUUAUAUCAAAUGGUAGACCUCCACCAACAUCUUCAAUUAGAAAACCUCCAUCAUCAUCAUCAUCUUUAUCAAGUAAUACAAUACCUCCAAAACCAACUUCAUCAACUUUAAAAAAGAAAUCAUCAGCUACAACUACAACUACAACAUCAACUACAGCAACAGAGAAAUCAAAUAAAAGAAAAACAAUGGAUACAAAAUCUGAUAUAGAAUCAGAAUCUGAUUAUAUUUUACCAAAAGGUUCUAAAAAACUAUAUAACAUUUCAUUAGAUGAUUUAUUAAAAGAAAAGAUUGAAAAAGGUUCAUUUCAAGAAAAUAUCGAUACUGAUAAAAUGUUAUUCGUUGAUGAUCCAACUUUAAAAACAAGUAAAAUUAAAGAUGAUUCAAAAAUUGAUGUAAAUUCAUUAUUAGGAAAAGGUCAUGAUUUUGAUGAGAAUGCAAUUAAUCAAUUAUCAAAUUUAUAUACUACACAAGAUUUAUUUUUAGAGAAUUCAUAUCAAAAUUGUAUAGAUACAGAUAAACCAAUACCAAAUGUAAUCGAUUUGAAAAUGACCAAAAGUGAUCUUUUAAAAUAUCCAAUUUUACAAGUUAUUGGAGAUUCUGUUGAUUUUGCCCUAUUAAAUACUUUACAAUGUAUGCUCGAAAUAUCUUCAAUUGAAAAUUUACCACCAGUUUUCAUUCAUUAUAUAUUUUCAAAUCUUUGUUAUGAACAAAAUGAUUUAUUAGUUUCACAAUCAUUUGAAUUAUUAAAAUCAGUUAGUAAAAAAAUAUUUAAUUCAAAUCAUUUUAAUGUUGGUGGUGAUAAGAUUUCAAAUACUUUUUUAACAUUUAAUGAUUAUAUUAGUGUUUUUAAAAGUUAUAAUAUUGAUAUUGAUUUCGAUACAAUAAAUUAUUUUAAUGAUACUUCAAAAUCAUUCUCUUCAAUUCCUAAAACAAAUAUUAGUAAAAAUUUCCCAUCAAUUAAUUUAUAUAAAAUUUUAGAAUUAUUGAAAAUAUCAAUUGAAAAACAAAGUUUUAACAUUUAUCAAAUUAAAAAAUUAAUUAAAAUUAUUAUAACAUUAUCAUUGGAUUCAAAAUAUUCACCAAAGAUACCAAUGAAUCAAAAUAAUGUUACACCAUCAGAUGGAAAGAAUGGAUCACCAUCUUUUUUAACAUCAAUUCAAACUUUAUCAAAAGAUCAAAUUACAAGUGAAACUAAAUUAAUGAAUUGUAUAACAUUAAUGAAAUCAAUUGUAACUCUUUUAUUAAAUCAAUAUUUUGAUGAAAAUAAUCAUUUAAAAGAAUUUCAAUUAAAAAAGAAUAAUAAUAGCAGCAGCAGCAGCAAGAAGAAUUUAGAUAACGAUAUUGAUAAUGAUUCUGAUAUUGAUAUUGAUAUGGAUAGGGAUGAUGGUAUAGAUUAUAAUUUUCAAUUUAAUUUAAUUGAAACUAUGGUAGAAUUAUUUGAAGAGAUAAUUUCAGUUGUUGGUGAUAAAUUUAAAUUUAGCUUAUAUACAAAGAUUGCAAAAUUUUUACCAACAAAUACAAAAUAUAGAAUUCAUGAACGUUUCUCUUUAUUUUGUAUUUUUAAAAUAUUAGAACAUAGUAAAUCUUUAAAAAAGAAAGAAAAAUCGAAAAAAGAUAAAAAGAAAUCAAAGAAAUCAAAGAAAUCAAAGAAAUUAUCACCUGAAAAUGAAAAUGAAAAUGAAAAUGAAAAUGAAAAUGAAAAUGAAAAUGAUAGUGAUAUUGAACAAAAAGAAAAAAAAAAAGAAAAAGAAAAAGAAAAAGAAAAAGAAAAAGAAAAAGAAAAAGAAAAAGAAAUGGAGAAAGGUUUUGAUAUGAUAUCAGUUGAAAUAUCUGCAAAAGAUAUACCAUCAGUGGUAUCACCAACAACAACUACAACAACAUCAACAACAUCAUCAUUAUCUCCAUCAGACUCACCAUUAUUAACAACUACAACGUCAACUUCUACAACGACAUCAACAAAUGAAAUUAUUAUUGAAUUUUUAAAAUCAAAUGAUAUUUUAAGCUCAUUAAUUAAAAUGAUUGAACCAUAUGUUUUAAGAAUUAAACAAAAUGAUUGUGUAAUUUUAAUGGUAAAUCUUGUUCAAUUAGUCAGUAUUGCUAUUGAUAGUGUUUCUGAAAUUAGAAAACAUGCUUCAGAGAUUGGUUCUGUCAUUAGAAAUUGGAAUGGAAAUAUUAGAGAACCUGAAAAUAUUGAUUUUAAUAAAUCAAGAAUUAAAGAUACAUUAGUUUUAAUUCAAAGCAAAAUAUCUGGUUUAGUUAUAAAACCAACUGACACAAUUGAAUGUUAUUUCGAUAGAAUUAAGAAGAUUAAUUAA